AUGGGCUCGUUCCAACAGCCAGACUUCGUUGCUCCAUCGGAUUGGGAUUACGGCAUUGCACAGAAUUAUGCACCUGGAUACGUCGACGACGCGAUGGCACGACAGUCUGGCUUCGGCUUCGGUUCCGCCAGCGACAUGAGUACAGGGUCGAACAUGGUUUACGUUAGCCACGGUUACGGGCCGCAGAGCAGCACAGCGGCUACGUUCCAUCUGCCCAACGGAUCUGCGAGUGUGAGAAGGCAUGCGAGCUCGCAAAGAUCAACCACUUCCAUCGAGGGGGACGAAGAUAAGCCAUCCAGACGCAUAAAACGAACCAGAACGGUAGGUGGAUGA
Cercospora beticola is the source of this 333-nucleotide messenger RNA. Its product is annotated as Zn(II)2Cys6 transcription factor domain-containing protein. Lineage: Eukaryota; Fungi; Ascomycota; Dothideomycetes; Mycosphaerellales; Mycosphaerellaceae. The record is from RefSeq and is a predicted model, not a curated record. Gene Ontology annotation, molecular function: DNA-binding transcription factor activity, RNA polymerase II-specific; zinc ion binding. Gene Ontology annotation, biological process: regulation of DNA-templated transcription.